Molecule: messenger RNA, 840 nt
Organism: Peronospora matthiolae
Lineage: Eukaryota; Oomycota; Peronosporomycetes; Peronosporales; Peronosporaceae
Source: the annotation of a GenBank genome assembly
AUGGUUAACAAGUCCAUGCGGUGCGCGAGCAAGGCCGCCGAGAGCGCGUCCGCACGUCUCUGUGCGGACGCCGAAGCAGAAUCCGCUGCAACUGAUGCCUCAUCGGUUGCUGAAGCAACUCAGCCUGUGUCACCUGGUGAUGCAGGCGCUCUUCAUGAAGACACUCAUGUCUUCACAGAGUAUGAGCUCGGUGUCUCAUACUCUCCUGAUACGGAAGACGGAUCCGUAUCGACGGCGAUCGAGUCCAAGCCGCCUGCCAAGCGUGGCAUGGAUGAUGCUACGCGUCGUAGCAUCUUUGGUUCGUCUGAAGAAUUAGACGAGCCAUCGCCGAAGCGAAGGCGCUCGAGAUCGCAAGACUUGGGCGCUCACAGUGGUGUCGGUUCUCCUAUGGACACCACUUCACAGCGAGGUACCAGUACUUCUGUCGGCACGUCGCAGGAAGAGCGGGACCGCAGUGUGUUGGGUCUCGCUCCCGAGAAGAAGGCAUGGAUGCCUCCCAAAUCCGUCAUGGAUCACUUGUCGGCGACGACGAGUGAUCGUUAUCGAACACGAUUGUUCGAUUCGUCAAGGAUUCAUCACCUUGACCCCAGUGCGAAAGACUAUCGCACUGAACAUGAGUUCUUCAUCGAUGCUUUCUUUAGACAUCGGUGGUACAGUGGGAAUCACAAACUUGAUGGUCCAUCACUGCUUCAAGCGUGGAACGCUUACAUCCAUAACCUUGAGGAUGUAGGUCGUGACGAUUGGAACGACAAACUUAUCAAAGCUCGUGAAAAAUCGAAAAGCGAACCCCGACAGGUGCACGCUACAAGCUGCAUCGUCUGUCAAGGGAGAAAGGAUUAA